AUGAUGGCCAGGUCCUCUGUCAAGAUGAUGCUUGCUACAGUGCUCAUGGCAUUAUGUUACGCACAUUUAAGUUGGGCUACACAAUAUUUUGUGGGUGACUCCGAAGGUUGGGUCCCGAACAAGGAUUAUACAGCUUGGGUUAAUGGGAGAACCUUUUCUAUUGGAGAUGUUAUAAUUUUUCGCUAUGAGAAGGGCCAUGAUGUAGCCGAGGUGUAUCAAGAUGGAUGGUUCGAAUGCAGGGCGGACAAUCCAAUUUUUUACUCCAAAAAUUUGGACACCUAUGUUCCGCUCGAGAAGACAGGAGAACAUUACUUCAUUUCUACUGGGCCUGGAGAUUGUCAUGCUGGAAUGAAUCUUAAAAUUAAUGUGGCAUAA
Messenger RNA from Dovyalis caffra, 375 nucleotides. The record is from the annotation of a GenBank genome assembly. NCBI's taxonomy places the organism in Eukaryota, Viridiplantae, Streptophyta, Magnoliopsida, Malpighiales, Salicaceae.